Molecule: messenger RNA, 1145 nt
Organism: Cebus imitator (Panamanian white-faced capuchin)
Lineage: Eukaryota; Metazoa; Chordata; Mammalia; Primates; Cebidae
Product: ER membrane protein complex subunit 8-like
Exons: 1
Cellular component (GO): EMC complex
Source: RefSeq, a predicted model, not a curated record
GCCGGGACUGAGGGGCCCCCGCCAGCCCGCGGCCGCGCCAUCAGUUGUCGUCGCCUCGUCCCGCUUCUCUGCUGAGGCGCCGCGCGGCCGGGCAGCAGGUCCAGGCCUCAGCCGCGUGCCCAGGGGCCUCCGGGGCCCUCCCGGGUCAGCAUGCCCGGGGUGAAGCUGACGACCCAGGCCUACUGCAAGAUGGUGCUGCACGGCGCCAAGUAGCCGCACUGCGCCGUCAACGGGCUGCUGGUGGCAGAGAAGCAGAAGCCGCGUAAGGAGCACCUCCCCCUGGGCGGCCCGGGCGCGCACCACACCCUCUUCGUGGACUGCAUCCCCCUCUUCCACGGCACCCUGGCCCUCGCCCCCAUGCUGGAGGUGGCCCUCACCUUGAUUGAUUCUUGGUGCAAAGAUCAUAGCUAUGUGAUUGCUGGUUAUUACCAAGCUAAUGAGCGAGUAAAGGAUGCCAGUCCAAAUCAGGUUGCAGAGAAGGUGGCCUCCAGAAUCGCCGAGGGCUUCAGUGACACUGAGCUCAUCAUGGUGGACAACACCAAGUUUACGAUGGACUGCGUAGCGCCUGCGAUCCACGUGUACGAGCACCAUGAGAACAGAUGGCGGUGCAGAGACCCACACCAUGACUACUGUGAAGACUGGCCAGAGGCACAGAGGAUCUCAGCGUUGCUCCUGGACAGCCGGUCCUACGAGACGCUCGUGGAUUUCGAUAACCACCUGGAUGACAUUCGGAAUGACUGGACAAACCCAGAGAUCAAUAAAGCUGUUCUGCACCUGUGCUAGGCAGGCGUCACUGUGACUGGGCUCUGGGCAUUUCCACUACAUCGAAGGAGAAAACCUAUUUUUAAAUGUAAAUAAAAUCUCUUGUAUCCUGUGUGGAAAGCUGACCAUUUGAAGAAGUGGCAUGUGCCUUGAAAGGGGGCAGAGUGUUGAGUCGGUCAUGUUGAUAACACAGAGUCUCUGGAGGAGGUGCAGACAUCCCGUCUGACGGUCCCUGUGGACUCUUUCUCAGUUGUAUGUUGCUAUAAUCCUCCAAAUCAAAGCUCUUUCUGCUUGUGCAAGAUUCUUCCUAUUAAACAGUUUUAACUAACCUUUUAUAAUCUGGAGAGAAUACUUUUUAAGGCUUUUCAGCUAUCUUUUUUAGA